AUGCAGGAACAGUCAUGCCACACACACCCAGAGUUGUGUGAGGAGGGGCUGGAGGAGCUGCUGGUUAAAAGGCUCAGAGAGGAGGUUUCACCAGCAGGACUUCAUCUGAACUGGGUCAGGUUCCUGCUGGGACUGAGACAGACUCUGCACCGAACCRGUCCUGAACCAUUCAGCAGCGUGUGCAUCAAAACGCCACAGAACAAGAUGUUUCUGUCUCUGAUURUCCUUCAGCUGCUCCUGGCUCCAGUCUUCAUGGUGCCUGGUGUGGAUUACUGGGACUCCUGGGCUCCGUACGGUGAAUGCAGUCGCAGCUGUGGUACCGGUGUGACGGUGAGGAGCAGACGCUGCAUCACUCAGAGGACGGACGGAGGWCAUAACUGUGUCGGACCAGAAAAGUCCUACCGCUCCUGCAACAUCCAGGAUUGUCCUGAAGGAUCCAAGGAUUUCCGGGAGGAGCAGUGUUCCCUGUUUGACGGGACUGAUUUCCAGGGAAAACGUUACAAGUGGCUGCCUUAUUACGGAGCUGAUCAGUCAAGAAGCCAACAAGGGGGUGGAAUAUGAAUAUUACCUCCCCAAUGGACGGUCCAGGGAGGGCUACUACUGGAGCUUUGGAUCCUGGUCUGCCUGCAGCAAAGACUGUGGAUCAGGUCACCAGACUCGGCUGGUCUUCUGCACCAUCGACAACGAGUCGUAUCCAGACUACCUGUGUGCCUCUCUGCCAAGACCACCGUCAAACCGGACCUGCAACCCCCACCCCUGCCCACAGAUCCACAGCUGGAGAACAGGGGAGUGGAACCYCUGCUCAGUUACCUGUGGUGGAGGUUCUCAGAUGAGAACAGUGCAGUGUGUUUCCCAUGAUGCCUCUGGUCCCCGGGUGGUGGAGGAUGCAGUUUGUGCUGCCUCUACUGAAGCGCCUCCUUCUGUGCGGAGCUGCAACGUGCACAGAUGUGCAGAGUAUCGUGUGACUGGUUGGAGCGCAUGCUCGGUGACUUGUGGCUCAGGUGAACAGACUCGAGAGGUGACCUGUGUGGGAUCAGCCGGGUUGAAGCUGGAGGAAAUAUCCUGCAGGACUUUGCUUCGUCCUCCUGCAGUGCAGCCGUGUGAGACGUCUGCCUGUCCCCAACAGAUCCAGUGGCACGUGGRGGAGUGGGGGCUGUGCUCUCAGAGCUGUGGCUCUGGCUCACGGGAGCGCCAGGUGAUCUGCUCCGACCAGGAGAGGAACCUGUACCCUGUGGACCAGUGUACCCCCCACCCUAAACCCCCAACCAUGGAGCGCUGCAACGUCCAGUCCUGUUACCGCCCUCAGGCUGUCCCCAGCAUUCAGGACCCCCAAGGACACAACACCACUCAGACUGGCUUUGAGCCUUAUGUUCCAGCUCAGGAAACAGCCCGCAGGCMAAACACAAGAGAUCCCACCCUGACAGGACCAGUCCAGAACCCACAGAGCUCUGCUCCUGCCCUGCACUGCAGCCAGUCCAGCUAUGGCUGCUGCCCAGAUGGGCGCACCUCAGCUGGGGGGCCCCGAGGUCUGGGCUGCCCCCAGACUUCAGCUCCCACUCCUGCUCCAUUAUCGUGCACUCAGACGAGCUUUGGCUGCUGCAGAGAUGGUGUAACAGCUGCUCAGGGCCCCGACAAACAGGGCUGCAUGGAGUAUGUGGCCCCGCCCCCCACAGUCGCCCCUCUGCCUACUGAGAACGCCGUAGAGUGCCGCACCACCACGUACGGGUGCUGCUAUGACCGAACCACACCUGCAGGAGGAGCCAGUGGGGAAGACUGUCCCAACCCACCCAAUCACAUUGAGAAAUCGAUCUGCUCGCUGCCUCGUGCUGCUGGCUCCUGCACUAACUGGGUCUCGCGGUACCACUUUGACGUCAUCACCUCUAAGUGUGUCCACUUCUGGUAUGGAGGCUGCUAUGGCAACAGCAACAACUUCAUGACCAGAGCGGAGUGUCAAAGGGCGUGUCAGGUGCCCAGACGGCAGCUGGUCGAACCGGUCAGAGAGCCGGGCUCCACCAGAGAAACAUCUCCAGGAGCAGGAUCAUCAGUUCCUGCUACGGGCUCAACAAAUGGACGCUCACACAACAUGGGGAGGAUUUUCACGGUGCAAGGCGCCUCACAAAGCAGCUCCGGUAGACGGGCCACGAGCGCCGCUGCACACGCCCACAGAGGUCGACUGUUUCUGCGUGUUCGCCGGCCGUCAGUUCCCACAGCUGCUCAGCACAGCGAGCCGGCUGCAAGCUUGACCCUUGGAGGCGUCAGCAUUGAUAAAAGUGACCCGGACACAGUGGAGGCUUUAGUGGGUCAGAUGGUUGUGCUACCCUGCAGAGUCAGCCCUCCACCUUCAUCCAGCAUCACUGUAGAGUGGAGAAGAGAUGGUGUUCCUCUGCCCAGUCAAAGACAUCACCAACAGCCCAGUGGUUCCUUGUUAGUUGGUCCUGUCCUGACGUCAGACUCUGGCUGGUUCUUAUGUGUGGCCACUCGAGAAGGAGAAAGAGAUCACCGCUACGUUUACCUUUCUGUCUCAGAGCGAACUCCUCAGCUUGUUCCUACCUCACUGCCUAAAGAUGGAACAUUCCAGAGGUUCAGCAUUGAGCGCUCGAGCUCAUCGAUGAUAGAAAUGCGAACAGGACAAUCUGUGACACUGCCCUGCACCAUCGUUCCUCCUGCAGCUCUGCAGCAUGUCAGGAUCCAGUGGACUAAAAAUGGACAGAGCGUCAGUGACUCCAGACCUGAGGAUCACCAAAGCUCCUACUAAUAUCCGAGUGCCUGAAGGCAGCACGGCUCAUCUUCCCUGUGUGGUGUCAGGAGAAAAUGUCAGCAUAGGCUGGUCCAGGAAUGGUGUUCCAGUGCGUCCAGAUGGGCGCAACAUCCUGGUGUCUUCUGACGGCAGCCUGAUCCUAAACAACAUGAAGGUCUCAGAUGAGGGCGGCUAUACUUGUAACGCUUACACAGGCAUCUACUCAGUCAGUGCCACAGCUGAAGUUAGAGUUAUUAAAGAAACACAACAAGGUGCUGAUGUUCUGCCAGACUGUGUGGACCAGAACCAGCUGGCCAACUGCAGACUCAUAGUUUACGCCCGCCUUUGCAACAAUCAGUACUACUCCAGUUUCUGCUGUGCCAGCUGUUCCAGGCAUGCUCAGARCAACGGCAUGUCUGGUCAGCAUGURUUUUAAUUAUAACCUUCGCCAAAAGGACCAACCACUGAGCAGUUUGUUCAGAAACAUGGUUCAGCUGAGGAUUUCUACUGAAAGAUGUCAUUAAACGUGUGAAUGAGUUGUUCUUCAAUCAGCACUUUGUUCAGAUUUCCUGAACCACACAAAUCAUUUAACCUGUAAGAUCUGCUGAAUGUACUGAGAGACACUGUAAAUAAGUAAAUUAUUCACUGGAUCCACACGUUCUCUGUUUUCUAGAGAAAAAUUACAAAUUAUGUUUCUGGAAAUUCAACCUCCAUUUUACUGUUUUUAUUUUUGAACACCUUUUUUAUUGUCAUGUUUUAUUAGUUGUCAUAAAUGGAGUACAUAUUUAAGUGUUCGUAUUUCACCUAUUCUGUUUGAUUUAAAGUUUUUGAUAAUAAAAGUAUUUUGAUAAAAA
This is a messenger RNA of Austrofundulus limnaeus, 3591 nucleotides long. It is a transcript of the gene paplna, whose product is annotated as papilin a, proteoglycan-like sulfated glycoprotein. Gene Ontology annotation, molecular function: metalloendopeptidase activity; serine-type endopeptidase inhibitor activity. Gene Ontology annotation, cellular component: extracellular matrix. The record is from RefSeq and is a predicted model, not a curated record. Lineage: Eukaryota; Metazoa; Chordata; Actinopteri; Cyprinodontiformes; Rivulidae. Gene Ontology annotation, biological process: extracellular matrix organization; proteolysis.